AUGGCAUCCGUUUCUCCGCCGCAUCCAUCCCCCGACCCCGAGGAUCUACCUGUUGUGUCAGGCUCGGAGCGCAAUAACAGCAUAUCGGAUACCUCUCCGUCCGGUAGCACAACAAUGAUCGAUAACCCUCACCGAAGAUCGAUCCAGUUCAACAUACAGAAUCCCGAGUCGCAGCCUCCGUCUCGGCCUGCUAGCACGACCGGGCGCAAGAACUCUCAGCCGGAAUCUAUCCAUGAAAAGGAUCCCAAAGUUCCUGGACGCGGCAUCUCACCGCCGCCUCCUCGGACCUACGAACGAGGAGUUUCAUUUGACACCUUCGAUAACCCAGAUGCACCCGACUUCUCUCUUACACUGAACUACAAACACAAGGGCUACCAGCUCACCCGUCGCAGUCGCACAUUCUUGUGUGGUACCGACCAGAAUGAAUACUCCGACUUCGCACUGGAAUGGCUUAUGGACGAAUUGGUGGAUGAUGGCGACGAGAUUGUCUGCCUUCGAGUCGUAGAAAAAGACUCCAGUAUGACGACUGAUGCUGCAGUUGAGGCUGGGAAAUACCGCCAAGAGGCAGAGCGGCUUUUUGAGCAGGUGAUUCAGAAGAAUAGCCAGAACGAAAAGGCAAUCAGUUUGGUGUUGGAAUUGGCGGUUGGAAAGGUCCAGGACAUUAUCCAGCGCAUGAUCAAAAUAUACGAGCCCGCUGUCCUGAUUGUCGGUACCAGAGGCAAAAACCUAAGUGGUGUACAGGGCUUACUUCCUGGUUCGGUUUCGAAAUACUGUUUACAAAGAUCUCCAAUUCCUGUGAUUGUCGUACGGCCGUCCACGAAGCGCGAGAAGAAGAAGAAGAAACGUCUCGCAGAUCCAACCAGACGCAGCUACAACCAUAUCCUAGAGCUGAGCGAGCAACGAGGUAGCCAUAUAUUCUCCGCUCCGUCGAGCAGGAACAGCAGCGUUGCGAAACUUCCAGACGAAGAGGCUGCUGUAGCGGCUGCUCUUGGUCUACCCCAAUCCUAUAGCGCCUCGCGAACAUCGCUUUCGACAUCCGAGAGGAGCAGCGUCAGCCAGGAAGCUUCAAUGACUCCCAUGGCUGAUUCACUUGAUUCUAUCAAUAAAACUCUCGCGAGAGACCUCUCAAUAUCUUCCGACGAAACCAAGCUAGAUUCCGCGUCUUCGACGCUGGCUGAGGCUGAGGCUCAUGAUGGGAGGUUACGGGAAGACAUAUCCCCUGCACCUUCGCCAGCAGACGAAAUACCUAGCUCAGAUGAUGCGACACCAGAGCCUUCUAGCCCUGAAACUCGCAUUCCUGUCAUUGUGACAGACGAUAUUUCCCCCGAUCCUCGGGGCAAGCGCCGCUCCCUUUGA
This is a messenger RNA of Aspergillus calidoustus, 1356 nucleotides long. The record is from the annotation of a GenBank genome assembly. Lineage: Eukaryota; Fungi; Ascomycota; Eurotiomycetes; Eurotiales; Aspergillaceae.